Messenger RNA from Cololabis saira (Pacific saury), 4193 nucleotides. It is a transcript of the gene atp9b, whose product is annotated as ATPase phospholipid transporting 9B. Bases 32 to 3442 code for a protein of 1136 amino acids. Lineage: Eukaryota; Metazoa; Chordata; Actinopteri; Beloniformes; Belonidae. The transcript has 30 exons. The record is from RefSeq and is a predicted model, not a curated record. Gene Ontology annotation, biological process: retrograde vesicle-mediated transport, Golgi to endoplasmic reticulum; endocytosis; phospholipid translocation. Gene Ontology annotation, molecular function: ATP hydrolysis activity; ATP binding; ATPase-coupled intramembrane lipid carrier activity. Gene Ontology annotation, cellular component: plasma membrane; trans-Golgi network; endosome.
UGUGACGUCAUGACGCCAGUGCUCGGCCAACAUGGCUGAUAGCAUCCCGCUGAACCCGGUGAGGAAAAGCUCCAGGAGGGUCCCCAGUUACCACCCAGCCAGACUUUCCAGAUUCUCCUUAGAGGAUGAGCCGUCCAACCUGGACGAGAUGCCUCUGAUGAUGUCGGAGGAGGGCUUCGAGAACGACGAGAGCGACUACCAGACGCUGCCCCGGGCCCGAGUCCAGCGGGGGCGGAGAGGCCUGUGCUGCCUCCUGCUGGGCGGCUGGAAGCUGCUCUGCGGCAGCUGCUGCGACUGUCUGGCCCACAUCUGUUGGAGGAGGAAGGAGCUGAAGCCUCGGACGGUUUGGCUCGGCUGUCCGGAGAAGUGCGAGGAAAAGUACCCGAGAAAUGCCAUCAAGAACCAGAAGUACAACAUCUUCACCUUUGUGCCCGGGGUCCUCUACCAGCAGUUCAAGUUCUUCCUCAACCUGUAUUUCCUGGUGGUGGCCUGCUCCCAGUUUGUGCCAUCGCUGAAGAUCGGAUAUCUGUAUACGUACUGGGCCCCUCUGGGUUUCGUACUCGCCGUCACGAUGGUGCGGGAGGCCGUGGACGAGGUGCGACGCUGCCGGCGGGACAAAGAGAUGAACUCCCAGCUGUACAGCAAGCUCACCGUGAGAGGUAAAAUUCAAGUAAAAAGUUCGGACAUACAAGUCGGAGACCUGAUUAUUGUUGAGAAGAACCAGAGGAUCCCGGCGGAUAUGAUAUUCCUGAGGACGUCAGAGAAGGCCGGAUCCUGUUUCAUCAGAACCGACCAGCUGGACGGGGAAACCGACUGGAAGCUGAAAGUCGCCGUCGGCUGCACGCAGCGACUGCCAGCGGUCGGGGACCUGUUCUCCAUCAGCGCCUACGUUUACGCCCAGAAGCCCCAGCUGGACAUCCACACCUUCGAGGGCAACUUCACGCGGGAGGACUCGGAGCCCCAGGUCCACGAGAGUCUGAGCAUCGAGAACACGCUGUGGGCGAGCACGGUGGUGGCGUCCGGAACGGUGAUCGGGGCGGUGAUCUACACCGGCAAGGAGACGCGGAGCGUCCUCAACACGUCCUGCGCCAAGAACAAGGUGGGGCUCCUGGACCUGGAGCUGAACCGGCUCACCAAGGCCCUGUUCCUGGCCCAGGUGGUCCUGGCUGUCGUCAUGGUGACGCUGCAGGGGUUCGUGGGUCCCUGGUUCCGAAACCUGUUCCGAUUCGUCGUGCUCUUCUCCUACAUCAUCCCCAUCAGCCUCCGCGUCAACCUGGACAUGGGGAAGUCGGCGUACGGCUGGAUGAUCAUGAAGGACGAGAACAUCCCGGGAACCGUGGUGAGAACCAGCACCAUCCCGGAGGAACUGGGCCGGCUGGUCUACCUGCUGACGGACAAGACGGGAACUCUGACGCAGAACGAGAUGAUCUUCAAGCGGCUGCACCUGGGAACCGUUUCCUACGGCACCGACACCAUGGACGAGAUCCAGAGCCACAUCGUCCAGUCGUACGCCCAGGUGGCGUCCCAGCCGUCCAGCGGUGGCGCCGGCGCCGCCACGCCGUCCCGGAAGCCCGCCGCCGCCUCGGGCCCGAAGGUGCGUAAGAGCGUCAGCAGCCGCAUCCACGAGGCGGUGAAGGCCAUCGCGCUGUGCCACAACGUCACGCCGGUGUACGAGAGCCGCGCCGCCGGCAACGGCGAGACGGAGUCUGCCGAGGCCGACCAGGACUUCAGCGACGACAACCGCACCUACCAGGCCUCCAGUCCGGACGAGGUGGCGCUGGUCCGCUGGACCCAGAGCGUGGGCCUGACCCUGGUUAGCAGAGACCUGACCUCGCUGCAGCUGAAGACGCCGUCGGGACAGAUCCUGUCCUUCAGCAUCCUGCAGAUCUUCCCCUUCACCUCGGAGAGCAAGAGGAUGGGCAUCAUCCUGCAGGAGGAGUCGACGGGGGACAUCACGUUCUACAUGAAGGGGGCCGAUGUUGCCAUGGCGACCAUCGUCCAGUACAACGACUGGCUGGAGGAGGAGUGCGGGAACAUGGCCCGGGAGGGUCUGAGGACCCUGGUGGUGGCCAAGAAGUCCCUCUCCGAGGACCAGUACCAGGACUUCGAGAGCCGCUACGCCCAGGCCAAGCUGAGCGUGCAGGAUCGGGCCCUGAAGGUGGCGGCGGUGGUGGAGAGUCUGGAGAGGGAGAUGGAGCUGCUGUGUCUGACCGGCGUGGAGGACCAGCUGCAGGCCGACGUCCGGCCCACGCUGGAGCUGCUGAGGAACGCCGGCAUCAAGAUCUGGAUGCUGACGGGGGACAAGCUGGAGACGGCGACCUGCAUCGCCAAGAGUUCCCACCUGGUGUCCAGGAACCAGAACAUCCACGUCUUCAAGCCGGUCACCAGCCGCGGGGAGGCCCACCUGGAGCUCAACGCCUUCCGGAGGAAGCACGACUGCGCGCUGGUGGUGUCCGGAGACUCUCUGGAGGUCUGCCUCCGGUACUACGAGCACGAGUUCGUGGAGCUGGCCUGCCAGUGUCCCGCCGUGGUCUGCUGCCGCUGCUCCCCGACCCAGAAGGCCCAGAUCGUCCGGCUGCUGCAGCAGCACACGGCCAACCGGACCUGCGCCAUCGGAGACGGAGGAAAUGAUGUCAGCAUGAUCCAGGCGGCAGACUGCGGCAUCGGGAUCGAGGGAAAGGAGGGGAAGCAGGCGUCUCUGGCCGCCGACUUCUCCAUCACCCAGUUCAAGCACGUGGGCCGGCUGCUGAUGGUCCACGGCAGGAACAGCUACAAGCGCUCGGCGGCGCUGGGCCAGUUCGUCAUGCACCGGGGCAUGAUCAUCUCCACCAUGCAGGCCGUCUUCUCCUCCAUCUUCUACUUCGCCUCGGUGCCGCUGUACCAGGGCUUCCUCAUGGUCGGCUACGCCACCAUCUACACCAUGUUCCCCGUGUUCUCGCUGGUCCUGGACCAGGACGUGGCGCCGGAGAUGGCGCUGCUCUACCCAGAACUCUACAAGGACCUCACCAAGGGCCGCUCCCUGUCCUUCAAGACCUUCCUCAUCUGGGUUCUGAUCAGCAUCUAUCAAGGCGGGAUCCUGAUGUACGGAGCGCUGCUGCUGUUUGAGUCCGAGUUCGUCCACGUGGUGGCGAUCUCCUUCACAGCGCUGGUUCUGACGGAGCUGCUGAUGGUGGCGCUGACGGUCCGGACCUGGCACUGGCUCAUGGUUCUGGCCCAGUUCUUCAGCCUGGGCUGCUACCUGGCCUCGCUGGCCUUCCUCAACGAGUACUUCGGUUUGGGCCGGGUCUCCUCCGGAGCCUUCCUGGACCGGGCCUUCAUCUCCACCUGGCCGUUCCUGUGGAAGGUUUCGUCGGUGACUCUGGUCUCCUGCCUGCCGCUUUACCUGCUCAAGUACCUGCAGCGCAAGUUCUCCCCGCCCAGCUACUCCAAGCUGUCCACCUGACCCGGUACCGACCCGUACCUGGACCCGACCCGGUACCGGCCCGGGCCGGCCCUCCGGAUGCUCUGCACCUUUCCUUUCCCUCGGCUCGCCGACCCGGGUUCGGGUCCAGGUGACCCGCGCGGGUCCGGAAACCACUGGAAUUCUGGGAAACCGGCACAAACCAGGACUUGUUUGGGUUUUUCUCGCCACGACUCGGACCGAGAGACGGAGACGUUCGGCCCGUCGGGUCAGAACCGGGUCAGUCUGCCUUCUUUCUGUAUUAAAUCUCCGGGUCGACGGCGCCGCCUGCAGCUUUUCUACGUCCAGGACGAUUUUACGUUACUUUUUAUCGAUGGUAUUUCUGGGCGAGACGAGAAGCUCGCUCCUCGCUGCUUUGGUGACCUUUGACCUCAGCCCCCCCCCCGACCAGAACCAGAACCGCUCCUGGAGGAAUGAGUUUUAUCAUUCCCUCCGUUCAUGGUGAAACCUGCCGGAGCUGCAGUACCAGCGCCGACCACAGGGGGGCGGCGGACCCACGGAUUCUGAUCAUUCCUGAAGAUUGUAAAGUUUUUAAUUACUACUGAAGAAGAGGAGGUUUUUCUCGCCGUUGAAGGUUGAAACGUUACAAUCAUCCGAACAUUUUUUCCAGAUGCUUUUUCAACAUUUUUAACAGUUUGUGUUAUUUAUAGAAUUAAUUAAAAGAAGCAAUGAAUGUUGAUUUUUUUUUUUUUUUUUUAUGUUUCAUUUUUAAUUAAAAGACUUCAUAUCAAAA